Messenger RNA from Caenorhabditis briggsae, 132 nucleotides. Lineage: Eukaryota; Metazoa; Nematoda; Chromadorea; Rhabditida; Rhabditidae. The record is from RefSeq and is a predicted model, not a curated record. The transcript has a single exon. The coding region runs from base 1 to 132 and encodes 43 amino acids.
AUGCACCUUCUCCAUGGGUGGUCAUUUCUCAUUUUCUUUCUUCUUUACCCCCUAUUCUCUUUCCCUUUUCAAAACACCGUUCAAUUUUCCGUUGUUGUCGGUUGUGUGUGGUUGCACUUUGCAUUUUUAUGA